AAUUUCUUGUCGAAAGGUCAUGUGACUUUUCUAUGCAUCGUGAUACCACUCCUUUUUAUUAUUAGCAUUAUCCUUAUUAUCAUAAUUCAUCAUCUUCUUCUUUCUAAGCGCAAUCAACCCUUAAUGUAUGUUCAAUUUUCAACCACCGUCGACGGCCAUUGUGAUCUGAGUUCGGUUUUUUGUACUUUGCAUGCAUGUCAGCUAAUAAUAUACCAAUGACUCGCCGGAGUAGAUCAGCACUGGUCCCCAACUGGAAAUAUGAUAAUCAUCACCGGCGGCCGUCGAGUUCUGUGGCGAGUAGGAGAUCACCGGCGCACUUCUUCAAGAUAAUACUCCCAUCUACCAUGGCCGACAAAAAACUGAGAAUCCCUGAAAAGUUUGUAAGGUUGUUUGGGAAUGAACUUGCAACCGUUGUUACACUCACUCUUCCCAACGGUUGUAAUUGGCAAGUGGGAUUGGAGAAAGCUGAGAAGAAGAUUUGGUUUCAUGAAGGUUGGCAUGAUUUUGUAGAGAAUCAUUUUAUAGAUAAUGGCUACUUUUUAGUCUUCAGAUAUGAAGGAAAUUCAACUUUCCAUCUUCUCGUAUUUGACAAGACUGCUACUGAGAUCCAGUAUCCAUCAAGAAAAACGGAUGAUGAAAUUGACCAUAUGGUAUUGGAUGAUGAAGAAAAAUCAAGCCACGACAAGCUGAAAGAAAAUGAAAUGUCAAACAAAGUUGUGUUUUCCAUAAAACAUGAAGAUGCAGAAACAUUCGACUGGGAAAGAGUUUCUGACACAUCCGAGAAAGAAAGACUCAGGAUUUGCAGAGGAAGAGAGAGAGCAAUCCAAGCAGCCAGAACAUUGACGCCUAAAAAUCCUUCGUUCGUGCGUUUCUUGCGGCCCCAUAAUAUACGAAAAAGUUUUAUGUUCUUUGCUGUGCAGUAUGUGCCUGCUAAAUUUGCUGCAAAAUAUCUUUCUCUGAACCAAAGUGUAAAACUUCAGACUUCUGAUAAUGGGAGCCAAUGGCAUGCCAUGUGCUGUUACCAUAACAAGACCAGUUCGUCAAUGAAAAUAGCAAAGGGAUGGAGUGCAUUUGUCAGGGGCAACAAUUUGAAAGAAGGAGAUGCCUUUGUCUUUGAGCUCAUCAAGAGGAUGCCUACUGUGCUUAAGGUCUCCAUAUUUCGCGUAGCUGACUAUGUUUGAACUAACUUUUAGUCUAUGAUCAAGAAGUACUUGUAUAAACUGAUCAUCGAUUCAUCAGGGAGGCUCAUGCAUGUUUGAUAUCUAGUCUUCUUCUUUGUCUUUUUUGGAACUGAUUCAGUACUUGAUCCAUCUCGUUUUGUUGACUGUUAGAAAAAUUUGUAGGAACCUCGCCAUUCAGACUUCAGAGACUGUAUUCUAGUAGAAGAUCAACUGAAAUACUAUUA
Molecule: messenger RNA, 1405 nt
Organism: Juglans microcarpa x Juglans regia
Lineage: Eukaryota; Viridiplantae; Streptophyta; Magnoliopsida; Fagales; Juglandaceae
Product: B3 domain-containing transcription factor VRN1-like
Exons: 3
Coding region: 195-1181 (328 amino acids)
Molecular function (GO): DNA binding
Source: RefSeq, a predicted model, not a curated record